Messenger RNA from Lactuca sativa (garden lettuce), 1682 nucleotides. Its product is annotated as CBL-interacting serine/threonine-protein kinase 6. The record is from RefSeq and is a predicted model, not a curated record. NCBI's taxonomy places the organism in Eukaryota, Viridiplantae, Streptophyta, Magnoliopsida, Asterales, Asteraceae. Gene Ontology annotation, biological process: protein phosphorylation; signal transduction. Gene Ontology annotation, molecular function: ATP binding; protein serine/threonine kinase activity.
UUACGAAAAGAGUAGGCACACCGGAAUAACAUACUUGUUUUUUCAACCUGCAAAACCCUAGAAAUCACACAAAAUCCCAAAUCUCUUUCACGAGAUAUCGAGAAUCUGCUAAGGGAAUGCAGAGAGAUGAGAGGAGAUUUGCGGCUGUCUAACCGUGGACGGGUUAAAAAAUCCACCGGCGGCAGAACUUGCCACCGCAAACACGUGGAGGACGGGUGAACAACGAAUUGCUGUAGUUGUAGCGUUCAAUUAAUCGUAUUUCGUAUAUCUUUUUUCUCUAAUCGGAGAAUUAAUUUGACGAAUUGAUGGCGAUGGAGGAUAGAAACAACGGUGUGCUACACGGGAAGUACGAGCUUGGAAAACAAUUAGGGCACGGAACUUUUGCGAAGGUGUAUCACGCGAGGAACUUGCAGACUGGUAAGAGUGUGGCGAUGAAGAUGGUGGCGAAAGAUAAGGUGAUUAAGGUCGGUAUGACGGAUCAUAUCCAGCGUGAGAUUUCGGUUAUGAAGAUGGUGAGGCAUCCUAACAUCGUUGAGCUUCAUGAGGUUAUGGCGAGUAAAUCUAAGAUUUACUUCGCCAUGGAGCUCGUUAGAGGCGGCGAGUUGUUUUCUAAAGUCGAGAAAGGGCGUCUGCGAGAGGAUGUUGCUCGGAGUUACUUUCAGCAACUCAUCUCCGCCGUCGAUUUUUGUCACAGCCGAGGGGUAUACCAUCGAGAUCUGAAGCCAGAAAAUUUAUUGUUAGACGGCGAAGGCAAUUUGAAAGUGACCGAUUUCGGCCUCAGCGCACUUUCUGAUCAUCUCCGGCAGGAUGGAUUAUUACACACAACGUGUGGGACUCCGGCGUAUGUCGCACCGGAAGUAAUUGGGAAAAAAGGUUACUCCGGCGCGCAAGCCGAUAUCUGGUCCUGUGGAGUCAUCCUUUACGUCCUUCUCGCCGGAUUCUUACCUUUUCAAGACGAAAACAUCGUUGCGAUGUAUAGGAAGAUUUACAAAGGAGAUUUCAAGUGUCCACCAUGGUUUUCAUCUGACGCACGUCGAUUAAUCGUGAAAUUACUCGACCCAAAUCCAAAAUCUCGAAUCACAAUCUCAAAAAUCAUGCAAUCAACCUGGUUCAAGAAGGCGACGCCGAAGAAACCCAAUUUUUCAGGCGAAGAUGAAGGUAUGCAUCUAAAGGGAAAAGAAGGCGAGUCACUGAAUGCAUUUCACAUAAUUUCAUUAUCGGAAGGAUUUGAUCUGUCUCCGUUGUUCGAGGAGAAGAAGAGGGAGGAGAAACAAGAGAUUAGGUUCGCGACAAUGAAGUCGGCAGGGGCGGUGGUGUCGAAGCUGGAGGAGGUGGCGAAGGCGGUGAAGUUUAGCGUAAAAAAGAGUGGAGACGAAAGCAGUUUAAGGUUGCAGGGACUUGAGAACGGAAGGAAAGGGAAAUUGGGGAUAGCGGCUGACAUCUUCGCGGUGACGCCGUCGUUCUUGGUGGUGGAGGUGACGAAGUCGAGCGGCGACACCCUGGAGUACAACCAAUUCUGCAGUAAAGAGCUCCGGCCGGCGCUUAAGGACAUCGUCUGGACGUCGCCCGCCAAUCACUCUACUCCGGCCUGAAUCAACUUGAUUUAAUUUGUAAAAUAUUAUUUAGUUGUUGGUUCAAAUUAUUUAUCUAUGAAAUAAAUGCUACUUUGAAUUGAUAAAUAA